This is a messenger RNA of Ostrea edulis (European flat oyster), 924 nucleotides long. RefSeq names its product temptin-like. The transcript is spliced from 3 exons. NCBI's taxonomy places the organism in Eukaryota, Metazoa, Mollusca, Bivalvia, Ostreida, Ostreidae. The coding region runs from base 250 to 687 and encodes 145 amino acids. The record is from RefSeq and is a predicted model, not a curated record.
GAGACAUCGUCAGUGUGUACACGUAGAUUGUACAUUGCAGUUGUUUAAGCUAAUUACUAUUCUCCAUGUUUCAUGGAACAAAACGCCGGUGUUGUUAUUUCCAUCAUGCUAUGCAGAAAAUCGUUUGUCUUACGCAUGAAUUAGAAAUUCACGCAUGCACGUCACAGUUGAAUAUUAUGGAAAUGCAAAUGAGAUUUCACGUGCUAUGUCAGGACACAGUGACACAUUCAUUUCAUUGACUUGCGAACCAUGUGGAAGAUAACAGUGCUAGUUUUCUUGGCUGUCGCGGUGCUUAUUCGUGGAUACCCUCGAUAUUUAUCCAGUAUUCCGAAUGGACUUAAGAUUCCAAACCCAUGCACCACCGCGCCAAACGAUACUUGGAGAUUGGUGGGACACGAAAUUGCAACAUCUAGUCAAUUGUAUCAAAAGAAAAUGCAACAACCUGGAUCUUACUUGAACGUGUUUGGAACGGAUUUUUCAUUGGAAUCACAUACUUGGACUCAAAAACUAUGUAACAGUGAUUCCGACGGUGACGGAAAAUCAAAUGGAGAGGAAUUAGGAGACGCCGAAUGUGUGUGGGUCAAAGGAGGGAAGCCAGCUAAAGAUGCAACUGGACAUCCAGGUAUAUGCGAGGAGGAUUCUCCAAAUUGCAAACCUUCCGCUAAGUUGUCCGUCAUAUGUGCGUAACCGUGAUUCUAACCGACUACGAGGAUCAUAGCUGGUCAAUAAAACGUUGAACUUUCUUCGGAUAUAAAUGUUUGUCUAUCCUGUAACACAUAUAAAUGGCGGGAAUGACAACUUUGAUAUGGUUCUCAAUGUGUGUAUAUACAUGUAUGACUCCAUGUUACAGUAGAUUACCCAAUCAUUUGUCAGAUUUUCUCCCUUUGUUUUAAAAGUACAAGUAUUAAAAGAAAAAAUAAACUA